This is a messenger RNA of Alternaria ethzedia, 624 nucleotides long. RefSeq lists its product as uncharacterized. The record is from RefSeq and is a predicted model, not a curated record. The transcript has a single exon. The coding region runs from base 1 to 624 and encodes 207 amino acids. Lineage: Eukaryota; Fungi; Ascomycota; Dothideomycetes; Pleosporales; Pleosporaceae.
AUGCUUCCUCAACACGUUCUCUUCGCGCUCGUCGCCACCGUCGCUGCCGUCCCCCUUAACAUCAACUUGGGUGCCUACUCGCCUGCCCUGGUAGUCGGUGAUGGAGAGAUCUCGCUAGGAUCAACAGAAUCAGCUUCAGAGUUGAUGUCUACGCUCGCUUCGGGAGCCGCAGCCAACGCCGGUGGGGAGGGCGCAGCACAAGGUCAGCAAGAACAACCGGCCGCCGAACAGCCCGCAGCUGAAGGCGAGCAAGCUCAAGAACAACCAGCUGAAGGAGAAGCAGCUAAACGAUCCAACCUUCGCCGCGCCGUCAACGACAUCAUCAGCAAGCGUGCUCCCGUCGAGCCCAAGAUGGCCGCCGUAGAGGAGGCCAUGCAAUGGAUCAAGCGCGACCUCGCUGGCUUCAACGCUGCUCUCGGCUACGCCAAGGAGGCCCAGAAGGACAUGCCCAAGGUCGAGAUGGGCACUGAGAACGCCGGUGUCGGUCUUCUCGUCAACCCCGGUGUCAACGUUCCCAAGGACUCUGCCGCCGCUGGCGCCCCUGCUGAGAAGCGCAAGCGCGAUGAGGUCGUCGAGGAGGAGGACGCACCCAAGAUGACUUUGGUCGCCAUCACCGAAGUUUGA